AUGAGGCCGUCACCUUUAUUCUUCGGUUCUGAUAAACGUAUCGACAACUGGAUUGAAGAAAAAGAACUCGAGAAGUAUGAUUUGAAGAAAUAUGAAAUUCCCCAAAAAAUGAGAGUGUCAAAGGAAUCGGAUGCGAAGGAUGUAGUGAGAAGAAUGUAUAGAUACAAGCAUAAAGAGGACAAAAGCAAGGAUUUGUAUGUCCUAAUUCCUGGCCAUAAGAAAGAGAAGUCCCCUGGUCUUCUCGGUGGUGGUGUAACUGAGCACACGAUUACUAGAACUACAAAAACUUCUGAUGGGCGGGGUAAAAACCUGAACUUGCCUAUUAAUAUUAAUUUUGGAAGGCAAAACAUCACUAUCAAAGUUGAAGAUGGAGAAAGAUCUAGAAAUAGUGGUGACGGCGAGAAGAAAGAGCAUAGACGUCGUGGUGAUGGUGAGAAGAAAGAGCAUAGACGUCGUGGUGAUGGUGAGAAGAAAGAGCAUAGACGUCGUGGUGAUGGUGAGAAGAAAGAGCAUAAACAUCGUGGUGAUGGUGAGAAGGAGCGACAUAGACAUCAUCGGCGUCGGGGAAGCGGCGAGCCUGGGGGCACACAUGACGAUUCCAAAGACGGCGAAGAUUUCUCUCACGAUCGCCGAGAAAGAAGAAGAAGAAGUAGAGACCGCUCUCGUGAUGGCGCUGAUUCAAAAGGGCGUGGGAAUGGCGGAAAGUCCCGAGAAUAUUCCAGAUCUAUUGAUCAGGAAGUAGAUUCUGAAUCCGACGACUCGAGAGACACAGACAAUGAAAGUAAAAAGAACGCAAAGGAUGACUUGCAGUCUAAUUAUUCUGGAAAAGUAUCUUCCAGGGGACACUCUACAAGACCCCCGACUAUCCACCCCCCCUCUAUAAAGGAGAGUCGUACAAAGGAGCGCUCUGAGAUUCAGUCUAUAAUAGAAGAUGGAUCUAUAGCAUCUUCUCAUAGACCACCCACUGAUAUUCAGCCUCCUCCAAAAGCCCAGUCUAUAAGAGAAGAUGGAUCUGUAAGAUCUUCUCGUAGACCUACCACUGAUAUUCAGCCUCCUCCAAAAGCCCAGUCUAUAAGAGAAGAUGGAUCUGUAAGGUCUUGUCAAACAUCAUCCUCGAAGAGCAAGCAUUCUUUAAGAGCUCCAUCUACAGCGGGGCAAUCUAGAUUAUCCCAAAACACUGACACCUUACUUCCUAGCUUGGACAAACUAACACAAGAAAAUAAGGAUCUUUUAGAUGGGAAGACUUCUCAGGAUGGUCGUAAUUCGACCUCAAGCCAACAUCUAAAACCCAACUCCCGAGAAGUUUAUCAAGCAAAUAGUGAUAGACGACGUUCGGAAAGGGGAAGUAGUGGCCUAUCCAGAAAAAAACGUACCGUAGUCUAUCUGCGCAUUACUUGUUUGUUUAACAGGCGUUGGAGUUUGGAAAAUGCAUAUGGAGUUAACAGCUUCGAAAAUAUAUAUUAG
Messenger RNA from Botrytis sinoallii, 1464 nucleotides. RefSeq lists its product as uncharacterized. The transcript has a single exon. The coding region runs from base 1 to 1464 and encodes 487 amino acids. The record is from RefSeq and is a predicted model, not a curated record. Lineage: Eukaryota; Fungi; Ascomycota; Leotiomycetes; Helotiales; Sclerotiniaceae.